Molecule: messenger RNA, 3174 nt
Organism: Gigantopelta aegis
Lineage: Eukaryota; Metazoa; Mollusca; Gastropoda; Neomphalida; Peltospiridae
Product: leucine-rich repeat-containing protein 69-like
Exons: 9
Coding region: 1-1038 (345 amino acids)
Molecular function (GO): protein binding
Source: RefSeq, a predicted model, not a curated record
AUGGCAGACUCUUUGCUGCUUCGGGCUCUCAAAGGGAAGCCAAAACAGAUAACUUUAAGUAGUAAAAAACUUGUCAUGCUUCCUAAACUAAUUGGAAAGAUUGAAUCGGUUGUACAGUUGCAUCUUCAAAACAAUAGGCUGAAAACACUCCCCAAAGAGAUGGAAAACCUGGAUCAACUGCAGGUCUUGAAUCUGGGCAAAAAUGAGUUUGAAGAUCUGCCAGAAGUGAUUCGUUUCUUAACAAGUUUAGAAAGACUUCACCUGUUUGCAAACCGACUUACCAGUUUAAACCCAGAUGUAGUUGCCAGUUUAUACAAGCUAACAGUUUUAAACCUGAAUAACAACAAACUGACAUCGCUUCCACCUGAAAUAUACAAAAUGUCGAAUCUUAGACAUCUCAGCGUAGACAACAAUCAACUGAAAACACUUCCUGUUGAACUGUGUGCAUUAAGUUACCUGGAGGAACUACACCUUGCCGGGAAUGAGCUUGUGUCAUUACCGCUAGAGUUUGGUUUUCUCACACGACUCGUCAAACUGCAUGUGCAGAAAAACAAAAUCAGGGAACUACCGGAGAGCUUGACAAAAUGCUACAAUCUGAGAUAUCUUGACAUUGCAGCUAAUGAGCUGAGGAUUUUUCCAACUGAGAUGGAUACUUUAUCACUAAAGGAAAUGUACUGUGAACAGAACCCGCUCCUGGAAUAUAAACCUGUACAUUCUGUGCAAGAAGAGGAAGUUUUGUCUUUGAAGGAACUGUGUGCAAGAUAUGUGUUGAAAGAGAUGAAAGACAGAUUUUCCUACCUGCAGCAUAAGAUCCGCCAUUUCCCGGAGAUCAAGGAAAUGCUGCAGCAGUCGAGCAGGUGUGCUGUGUGUGGAGAGUCGUUUCUCAACACCUGGCUCGAGUGUGUCAGGUUUCUGGACUCAAAGAAGAGUUUAAAAGUUGGAAAUUUCCUGGGAACUCUUCCAGUCCGAGCCCUGCUCUGCUCAUACACCUGCUUCAACGCGGGAGGCCAUGAUUAUUACGGAGUUGCCUUUCCCUAGCACUUUUCUCUCACCAUGCAGGGGUAGCCAUUACAAAAUAACACUGGUGUUUUGGGUUAAAGGAAGUGAUCAUCCCAGCAGUGGAGUACAUCCAGUAUAUAUCACAGAUGUGGGUCGAGAUUGGUCAAUACCAAGAUUAUCAACAUCUCAAAAUGGGUCUCGAGUACCCAUACAAGGUGGAAUACAAUGAUCAACUGGAAUACAGUGGACAACGUACAACAAUAAUUUCAGCAGUAAAUUAUCAACGAUAUAAGUUACACAAUAAUUAUAUGAUCGUGCACUUGUUUCUCUUUUUAAACUGGCUUUCUGUCCAUCACAACACUGAACAACCUGUUUCUAAAUGCAAUACAAUAGCAUGAUUUGACAUCCAUAUUCAGUGCUGGAAUUAAGAUGCAUAACGCUAUUUUACUUUAUUCCUUAAUCUCAUCAUCUAGUGUAAAUGUCUGGUACUCGGUCCGGGUCGUGUUUGACCCUCGAGUACUCGAGUCCAAUAUGUUGGACUCGUGGAGGCCCUAUAACCUCUUUAUUUCUGUUUAACCCAAAAGUGUGAACCUCAUUUUAUUGGAAGAUCUGGUUGGGACACGCAAAAUGAAUCAUCAUAUCUCAGACAUUUUGCGGGGAUAAUUAUACGAAAUUGGAUUAGGCACGGCGGACUUGUGGAGGCCUUACUGGAAUGAAGAAAGGAAAGGAAGGCAAUAUGAGUUUAGGGACAACUCAGCAUUUUGGGAAAACUGGAUAUUUGGUGUCUAACAUAUAUGGUUAUACGUGUAUAUGGUUAUUGUGACACAUUGAUUGAGAGAGGAAACCCAACACUGACACACAGGCUACCCCCAGACCUGGUCCAUCAAAGGCAAUCACUCCUACAACCAAAUCACACCCCUGGCGAGCGCUCUGCCACUGAGCUACAUCUCUCUCCAGGAGUGAAGAAGAUGCAUAACAAUUACUAGUAUUUAAGCUGAUUGCAAAAUACUGUUAUCAGUUGGGUGAGUGUCCAGUAAACGUUUCAGUUAAGAAAGUGAACUUCUUGGGUGAAUUUAUUUUGAAACCAAAUUAAUAUUUGACAAACAAGAACUUUAGUCUUAUCUGUCAACAAGUGGAGUUAGGAAAAAACCAAUACACUGAAAACAAAUAUUGCUAGUUUGAUGUGAUAGAACACAAAAGUUGGUUUCAAGACAUUGAUCAUUAACAAUAAUAAGAACUGAUGGCAAAGUUCAGAUCUUUUUUGAUGUCCAUUUGAUAUCAAGGAUGCAUUUAACGGGAAGGGGAUGGGGUACCCUGCUCAGGUCACCAUUUUGGGGGUGAACUGCACUUUACCAAUAUUGUCCAUUGCUCAUAUUUAAUAUGAAUAUUUCAGCUUAAAUACAGGAUUUGGGAAAUGGGGAGUUAUAGGCCUCCCCAUGCUUAUAAAACUGUCGAGAUAAGACUUGCUUAAAUCUGUGGCGACUUGCUAGUCUUGAAUCACGUUUUAUGAACACAGACUCCGACCCCCCCCCCCCCCCCCCCCUCCCCCCCCUUCCAGUGUUUUUGCCAGAAAGAAAAUGUUGGGUAUGGGACCAUGGAACUGAAUGCAACCACAGUCAACAGGGGGUAUGGGAGGUGUCCCCCAGAAAGAAAAUGGGUUACAUUUAGUGGUUAGGGUUAAGAAAAUCAUGCAGUAAUGACAAGAGUAAUUAAUUUUGUCCAAAGGUUUACUCUAAAAAGAAAUCUGCAAAAACAUUUGGGUAUGGCACCAUACCCAUUUUACCCUCUGGCAGAAACCCUGCCUUCAUAAAAUUUUGUAUCUAGACUGUUAUGUGCUAAAAUAAUCGGUCAAUAGUAGUGUUAUGUUGAUGGAUGGCGAUAGCAGCAUUAUUCAUGGGACUGUCCUAAAUAAGCAAAAUUAAUGUUUUCAGCAAUGUUGGCUGCCGUGUAAUGUUACAUUUUGUGCAAUUAUAGGUACAUUAUAUUUUAACAAGUUGUUUGUAUAGUGUUUAUAUCCAAUGUGAUAGAUAUAUAGAUAUAUAUUGAUGUAAUCAAAUCUACAUGUAUUGAGGCAUUGCCUCUUUUGUUACAAAAACUGUGAUAUUUUAUGUUGUAUGUUUAUUAAAAAGAAACCAAAAGGUUUUGUGAUCAGCCGAAUUAAAAUCAUCAAUAAAA